Cuscuta europaea is the source of this 422-nucleotide messenger RNA. NCBI's taxonomy places the organism in Eukaryota, Viridiplantae, Streptophyta, Magnoliopsida, Solanales, Convolvulaceae. The record is from the annotation of a GenBank genome assembly.
UAGCCGCCGUGGAAAGUGCAGCCUUGCCGGCUGGACCACCGUUUGGUGGCAGUUUUAAGGUGGAAAUCCCCACUGCGGCAUUGUUCGAAUCCACGUCCGAGGAAUCUUCGCCCACAUCCUGCCAGUCCCAUGAUCUAAGCAAUUCUUGGAUUUUGAGUCACCCUUCUGCUCUUAGCAAUUUUGACGAAAUAGUGAGAUCUUCGAAAGGAAAGAAGAUAUCUAUGUUUCUUGAUUAUGAUGGUACACUUUCCUCCAUUGUUGAAGACCCUGACUUAGCUUACAUGACCAAUGAGAUGAGAGAAGCUCUGAGGAACAUUGCAAUGCAUUUCCCUACAGCUAUAGUGAGUGGAAGGUGCACGGAAAAGGUAUACGAUUUUGUGCAGCUAUCACAACUUUACUAUGCUGGAAGCCAUGGAAUGGAC